Carassius gibelio (silver crucian carp) is the source of this 2727-nucleotide messenger RNA. It is a transcript of the gene tmem204, whose product is annotated as transmembrane protein 204. NCBI's taxonomy places the organism in Eukaryota, Metazoa, Chordata, Actinopteri, Cypriniformes, Cyprinidae. The transcript has 4 exons. Bases 667 to 1314 code for a protein of 215 amino acids. The record is from RefSeq and is a predicted model, not a curated record.
GCGAUACGUUCUGACGGCUUUAGUGAGCUGUUCCUCUCUGGAGCGAUACGAUGUUUUCACCUCCUCCAGCAUGGACUCAACAAACCCCUUCAACUUCUGUCCCAAAUCCCCCUCCCCAGCUGCGGAAACACAUCCUGUAGCUGGAGUUACAUGUUCGUCACCGACCAAGAGAGAGAGAACUUAUUCCCAAGCACUCCUACCCUCUCGUCUCAGUCCUUCUGAGCUUUUCAGGGAUAAAGCACACACAUGCUCGCACGUGAACAUGGGAAACUGAGUAAUCUGAGAUAAAACGAGUGAGGAAAGAGUGUGGGAAAAAACGAGGAACAGAGACCGCAUCACGCAGACAUUCCUCAGCAGGGAGACGAGGAGGAAAAAACCAGCCAGCGCACAUCUGGAGGAGAAAGGGGGAGGAACGGACGGGCAGAGAGCAGCAGAAGUGAUUUUAAGAAAGCGUGCGUGUUUAUGUGAUGGCCUUGGAGGUCGAGCGUCCAGCUUUACGAGCAGCAGUGACCCCCGAAUCUGAGGAAGAGGGUUAGAGACUCAUGUCAAGACUCCAGAAUGAGCGGUGAUGUCCUCUAGCUAACCUCUCACAGCAUUCAUGCCGCUCUGCGUUUCUGCAUAGCGUACCCGUGUACGUUCCAGGAAUUCGGGCGCUCAGGAGGGUGUAUGGCCGUGCGCAGGCUGGUGGUGGUGGCGGCGGCGGUGGCCCUGCUUUCUCUGGUGCUCAACAACGUGGCGACGUUCAACUCCAGCUGGGUGCUGCAGGAGCUAGACAACGGACGGCGGCGGAGCGUGGGUCUCUGGAGAGCGUGUGCACACGAGGACACACACACUCAUGAACACACAGCCUGCCAGAGACUCAGCUGGGGAUCGGAGCUCGCGGGGUCUCAGGAGUCACGCAGCACCGUCAAACUUCAGUUUGACAUGAUGCGAGCGUGUAACCUGAUGGCUACGGUGGCUCUGACCGUGGGUCAGCUAAUCUUCCUGUUUGGGUUACUGGAGAUAACCAACAUUACCCAGGAUUCUCAGUGGUGGGAGGAAGCCAUCGCUGCCCUGUUCCAGUUAGCCAGUUUUGUGCUGGUGAUCGGUCUGGUGACGUUCUACAGGAUCGGCCCCAAUACUUACCUGUCCUACGACUGCUACAUUAACAUCGCCGCUUGCUUGUUUGCCACACUAGCGGCCGCCAUGCUCAUCUGGAAUAUCCUGCAUCGGCGUGAUGACUCCAUGUCUCCGUCGGUCAUCCUCAUCAGCCGAUCUCUGACCACACCCUUCAGGCCACGUCUAGACAAUGACUACGUAGAGUCACCCUGCUGACACACACAGACACAUCUCACCUGAGACAAAACACAAAUACACCUGGAGAGGAGUUCUGUCAUGUUAAGUCAAACCGAUCUCCUGGAAUGAUGAGGGCAGUGAUCAUGUGACUGCAAAAAGUGGAUUCGGACUAAAUGGAAGACUUUUGAAACGCAUUUAAACACAGAAGCAGCACCGUGGAUUGCCAUGAAUCCAACAGACAGAUAAAGAUCAAGCUGGAUCUUGACACGUUUAUGUUCAUAAUGAGAAUGUAGAAGCACAUUUGCAUGCACAAACAUCUGUUGUAGUUCUAUGAAACAUGGAGUUUCAGAUUUUAUAUUUGAAUAUUGCUCCCAGGUCAACUGAAUACAGUCCUUUACAGACCGGCAUGGAAUCUGCACAUGAAUACAUGUUCUCUGCUAAUUGAAGAUUUUCAUAUAACUAUGUUCAAUCAUUUGUGUGUGUGUGUUUUGAAUAAAUCUAUCUAGUUUUGCAUAAAUAAAUCUAUUUAGUUUUAAAUCUAAAACUAAAUCUAUUUUUAGAAACAUUGCAGUAUUUUGCAUUAUGACAUAUUUAUUACAAAUAAGCACAUUUUCCCCCAUAUUCUCAAUGUCUAAAUGCUUUACUUUUGAGCGUUUUUAUUUUAUUACAACCAUAAAUUAAAGCAGAACAACAAAUAUAUAAAAUAAAACCGUGAAAUAAUGUCAUGAGAACUCAUGUAUGCACAAUUGAAAACAUGCUUGAUUGCUACGUUUCAAGCAAAAUGUAAUUUCUUUUUUUUUUUUUUACAUUUGUCAAAUUACUCCAAUUUAUUUCAUCUACCAAUUUAAGAGGGAAUGAGACGGAAAUCAUGGAUUUUAUUUUUUUUCAGUAAUGAGAACAGCAGGGACAUUUUGCUUCAUUAAUAACCAUGAAAAUUUGCUUAAUUGCUUCAUUUUGUUUAUGCAAAACAUAUAUUUUUUUAUUAUUGUUUAUUUUAUAUAUAUAUGACAUCCAUAUAUGGCCAAAUGUGUUAUAAAGAGUAAAAGUGUUAUCAAAUGAUUCCAAAAUAUUCAAUUUAUGAAUACGUGAAGGGGACGAGAUGGAAACCUGGAGGUGCAGAUUCUGUGCAGGUCUGGUCAUUUGGUACCAAAAAUUAUUUUAUUGACUUCUGCAUGUGCAUUCAUCUGAAAUCUAACAUCUGAUAUUACAUAAUCUACAAGAUGCCAACGAGGAAACUCUGUAAAGUCACCAUCUGAAAGUGAUGGACUGGAACUACAUGAGUUCAGUAAACAAUAGACAUUAAUAUUUGACAUUAACCUGUGCCUGUGGUACCCACAUAUGAGUAUAAUAUAGAGCUAUAUUAAGUAUAUUAUUAAAAUUUCACAUUUCACCCUGAGUGGGACUGGUAUAAUAUUAUUAAAGAAAUAAACAUUAAGCCAUUCAACACUUAAA